Molecule: messenger RNA, 6399 nt
Organism: Colletotrichum spaethianum
Lineage: Eukaryota; Fungi; Ascomycota; Sordariomycetes; Glomerellales; Glomerellaceae
Exons: 1
Coding region: 1-6399 (2132 amino acids)
Source: RefSeq, a predicted model, not a curated record
AUGGUCCCCGGCCCGUUGACGAAGCGCAACACCGACAUCUCGCCGGAACGCUCCCUCAUCAAAGGAUCCCACCACAAGCGUAUGCAGUCGCUACAACCAGGAAGCGUCAGAGACCUCAGCCUGCUUCUGGAGAGUGGCCAGCAAUCCAAUCCACCAUCGCCGUCCAAGUCUCCCGAGCGGACGACUCGACCUUCUACUCCCGGGGCCAACAGAAGGGACAGCUUCGCCGACUCGAGGCGAGACAGUUUCGCAGACAGCAGGAGGGAUAGCUUUGCCGACUCAAGGUCAACAGAGAGAGAAGCCACCACGCCGUCUUCAGUCACGAGCCAGACACCAGUCGUGCGCCCUGCCAUCAAGAGACAGCAACAGAGUAUCUUGGGCGAGAACCCGCCUCCACAAUCUGCGACCAUGCUUGCCAUACAGAAUAUGCCGCUUCAGGGUCAGCAGGAAAAGGAGAACGCCCUUACUAACGUCACCAAUGCCUCCAAUAACGCCCUCGUGAGGGCCCCUCAACAGGUCGAAGCUCUCUCAGGGCAGAUCCUGAGUCUUACCAGCAUCGCUACAGCUUUGCAAAAGGACAUGGCCCAACUGAGUCGACGAAGUCGGGACAAUGCAACUGACUUGCUCAGUCUGAAGGAGGCUACCAAAGCCCGGGAUGAGGAUAUCCGCAAGAGCCUGCGCGAACUCAUCAAUAACGCUCAGGAUGCCGCCACAAACAGCAGACCGAGCUCCCGGGAUCCCUUCGCUAACAGCUUGUUCCUCGACACCAAGCCUCACCACACAUCCCCUCCCCCGAGCAAAGCCGCUCGUCCAUUUUCUCUGCCUAGAAUUCCUUCGCCCAACAGCUUCGCGGCAUCAAUCGACCGAGACAACCUGAGCACGCCCUCGCUCUGCAACUCAGAAUCUCCUGCCACAAUAGCGAUACUCGACAAGAUUAUCAGGGACAUGGGCACCAAGGAGGGACAUGAUCUCCUUCUUGCUCGUUUGACAGACGUUGCCGAAAAGCUGGCUGGCGUUGCCCCGGCCUCAAAAGUGGACGAGCUGAUUCAGCUCGUCAAGGCCAAGUCAGAGGAUGCUAUGAUAGCUCGAGCAGGCGGUGGCAAUGGAGGCGGCAACAACAACCGACCUCGUGCAGCCGGCUUCGACGACGAUUCUGGCAGCUUGGACUUCGACUUCGACCCUGGAUACGCCAGUCAGCUGACACAUCGAUCCGAGAGAGCCUUGCACAAAGAAUCUUCCUCACGAUCUGCGGGCCCGUCUGCCAACGCCUCGGAGCUCGUCAGUGACGAAGUACUCAAAAUCAUCCGCGCUGUCAAGGACAGUGUCGCUCAAGGUGGUGGCCUCACUGCAGAGGUGAAGGCCCUUGUCCGGGAACUUCGCGGAGAGGUCUUGGGCAUGGGACGGGAGAUUGGCAGGAGACUUGACGAAGUCAACACGCAGUCAAUGUCCGCCGAGCCACCAGCCAACAAUGAAGAAAUCUCCAGGAUCGUCCACGAGGGCCUUGAACAGAUGAGAGAGCACAUGGACGAGCUUCUUCGUGAUCACCGACGCCAGUCUGCUGCCUCCGCUUCGUCAAGAGCAACUGCUGUUGACUACCAAGAAAUUUACAAUGCCAUGAGAGCGGCACUCCGAGACUCGCAGGCCUCACAACAGAAAGAGCCCGACCUGAGUCGAGAAGAUGUCAUUGAAGCUGUGAGAGAUGCAUGGGAGAACUACAAGCCGGAAGUCGAAACCCACGAUCCGGGACUUGGUCGGGAGGAAAUAUUGGAAUACCUCAAAGAGGGCUUGCAAGAUUAUGUUGGCCGGGACGAACAGCCUGUUGGAGCCUCACGGGAGGAGGUGUUCCAGGCAGUCGUCGAAGGUCUCAAGCACUUCUCCCCACCGCGCGUGGAUACGCCAGCCAGCCUCUCCCGGGAUGAGAUUCUCGAGGCUGUCCGCGAAUGUUUGGAGGAAUUUGAGUUCCCUGUGGCCCCGUCAGCAUUCACCCAGGAGCUUACCAGGGAAGACAUGAUUCACGCGGUCAAGGAGGGCCUGAGCGAAUACGAUCUGCCCACCACAGGGGCUCUCGUCCCUCACCAGAACAACAACGAAGAGAUCGUCACUCGGUUGCAAGACAUCCUUGAUUAUAUGCGUGGCGAGUUCCGUGCCGUGACAGAGGACGCAAAGCAAAACGCUGUAGCCAACGGCCGCGAUACGGAACACAUCAUCGAUGCCACGAAGGGCGGCUUGGAGAAGCUGCGUGCCGACAUGCAGGAGUAUAUCAGUCAUCUGAGUAGCAGUGCCGGACAGGAAGAGGUUACCCAGACAUUACUCGGCACUCUCGACACCUUCAGGGACGAGAUGGCUUCGCUGGUUGAUCGCGUCUCAAGCGAUUCAAGGUCGACAAUCGAGAGCCACAUGGAGUCACUUCGAGACACUGUCAACUCCUCAAUGGUGCCAGCUACUCCACAAGUCAACCAAAAGGAGAUCAUCGAGGCUGUACGAGACGGUAUCGACAGCGUGCGUGCCGAGCUGCGCAGACCCUUUGCUGGGGUCACUGAUAUACUGGAUGCUCUUCACGACGGCCUGGCAGACCUGCGCAUCAGCAUCGAUAAGGUUGCGAACCGGCCCGCGGACCUUACCGCCAAUGACGAGAUUUUGGAUGCGCUGAAGUCCGGCCUCGAUAAUGUUCGCUCAGAGAUCGACAGCCUCCGGGAGCAACAAGGGCAGAACGACAAGGCCUUGACAACAAUGCACGCAGGUUCUGUUGUCCCAAUGGAUGGCCUCAAACAAGACGACAUCAAGAACCUGGAAGUUCUCAUCACUCAAUUACGCAUCAAGAUUGAGGCCAUGGAGCCUGCCAGCGUUGACCCUGUCGCUAAGGAUGAUCUCACACGGAUGGAGGAUAUGCUACGCUCCCUACAGGAGUCUGCAUCCAAGGACGAUAUCCUUCGCCUCGAGGACAUGCUUCGCCUCGUCCAAGAAUCGGUUUCCAAGGACGAGACCUCCCGCAUUGAGGAGGUCUUGCUCAAUGCUCAAGACUCGGUGUCCAAGGAGGACGUUGCACGCCUGGAGGAGGCAGUCUUGCACAUCCAAGAGUGGGUCAAUUCCAAGGAGAGCCCCGCCAGCACCGAUGCUGCGACAAAGGAGGACGUCCAAGCUAUCGAGACCAUUCUGCGUAACACCAAGGGCCGGCUGGAUGACCUUAUUGAUAACGAGCAAGCUGUGCGCAAAGAGCACUUGGAUAGCCUCGAGAACACUAUCCUAGAGACCAGGGAGGCUAUUAAUCUCAUCACCACUCAGAUGGACGGCCUCUCGAAGAAGGAUGAUGUGACUUCUGUUGAGGCACUGGUAACACAGGUCGCUGCAGGCUUCGAAGAGAUGAAGGAGAGCGCCGCUAAGCAGCUUGAGGAUCCUGAGCGUGUUACCAAGACAGACGUUGAGGCUGUCGAAGCCGUGUGUCUCGACAUCAAGAACGUGUUCGACCAAAUGCUCAAGACUGAUCUGGCCACACUUGCCAGCAAGGAAGACAUAAAGAAGACAGAGACAGCCUUAGAGGAACUCAAAGACCCUCUGGCGGGAUUGCAGGACGGAUUCCAGGAGAGCCUUAAGAUUCCGUUGGAUGAGCUGAAGAUUGAGUUGAAGACCUCUCUAGAGGACCUCAAGUCUCCGCUCGAGGAACUCAAGACCCGUCUCGACGCCCUGACCGAGUCGCACGCCCAAGGAGGUGAAGAGCGUCAGGCUGAGAUCGUUGGCGUCGGUGAACGGGUUACCGAAGUCAAGACCUUCCUCGAAGAGUUCCGAGGCCUGGUCAAAGACAAACUCGAAGAGGGUGUCACUGGUAUCGAAAUGCUUUCAAAGCUUUUCGAAGGCGUCUCAACAACCGUGGAGAGCAAUGCGACUGUUGGCCAGGAGCUGAAGGAUCUCUCCGACUUAAUGAAGGUGGAAUUCGAGGAGUCAAAAGCCGGUGUGGUGGGUGCUAAGCUAGAGUCGGAUGAAAAGUUCCAGCAGACGACCGAAGCCCUAGCCACCAAGAUCGACGAGAAGGUUGCGGAGCUGAUGACAAAAUACGACGAGUUCCACGUUGCCCUCGACGACCGUGCCAAGGCAGGAGAGGCCCGGGAUGCCAGCACUGAAGAGGCAGUGCUGGGCACCAAGGCGGUGGCCGAAGAACUUAAGUCCCUGGUCGAUACGCUUGGCGCUGCAGUCACCGACUCAAUGGAAAAGAUGGAGGAGGCGUCUAAGACUGUUUUCACCAAGGUCGAGGACCUCAUGACCAAGUCCGAGGAGAACCAUGCGGACGGCAAGUCUGAGCACCAGCAGACUCGGGAUCACUUCAAGGAAGCCGUCGAAGGUCUCCAAGGGCAGGUUGGAGAGUUUCAGCCUCAGAUACUCGAGUCCGUCAAGGAUAUCUUGAUGAUCGUUGGUCAGCACUACGACUAUGCCAAAACUUCGACGAACGACAUUCAGAAAACCAUUGAAGACGCGAAACCAGUCGAGCUUGCACUCCCGCCAAUCCCCGAAAAGUACGACGACACAAUGGUCCUCGAGAAGCUUGACAAGCUGGUCGAGCAUGCCUCGAUUCCCAUCGAAAAGUACGAUGACGCUGGUGUUCACGAGAAGCUUGACAAGCUUGUCGAAAACGCCACAGCCCCAAUCGAAAAGUAUGAUGACGCGGUUGUUCAGGAGAAACUCGACAAGAUUGUGGAGCAUAUCUCGGUGCCUGUAGAAAUAUACGACGACAAACCCGUCCACGAGAAACUUGACAAGUUGGUCGAGCACGUCAUGGUCCCUAUUGAGAAGUACGAUGAUGCAGUGGUGCAGGAGAAGCUGGACAAACUUGCCGAGCAACAGGCACUGCUACCGGUUGACAAAUAUGAUGAUGCUAUCGUUCAAGAGAAGCUUGACAAGCUUGCGGAGCAACAAGCGCUAAUCCCUGUCGAAAAAUAUGACGAUGCGAUGGUCCAGGAGAAGCUCGACAUGAUUGCCGAACAGCAGUCGUUGAUUCCGACGGAGAAGUACGACGACGUGGCAGUCCAGGAGAAGUUGGACAGGCUUGCCGAACAGCAAUCGUUGAUCCCAACCGAGAAGUACGACGACGCCCUUCUUCGAGAGAAGUUGGACCAACUUGCCGAACAGCAGUCUCUGAUCCCGACCGAUAAAUAUGACGACACAGAUCUUAAAGAAAAGCUAGACAAGCUUGCUGAGCAACAGGCGCUGAUUCCCACCGAAACGUACAAUGACGCUGCCAUACACGGCAAGCUGGACGAGCUUGUUGACCAUACUCAUGCUGCUGAGAAGGCAUUCUCCCAACUCAACACACUUGAGAAGGUCCACCAACAAGUUAUCCAGACAGCCGCAGACAUCUCUCUUUUCCUCUCCAACCAGACCCAAAAAAUCAAGGAAGAGGAGGACGACCGAGAGCAGGUCCUGCAGGAAGUCACCCUUGACCUGGAGCGGAAGUUGACUCUCAAGGAGCAGAUCGAGUCCAAUCUGCUGAAUCUCAAGCAGGAGGAGGAGAGGCUUAGAGAUUCCGUGCUCGGUCUCCGUACAGAGCAAGAAAGUCUAAUUCGCCAGAAGACGAGGCUGACUGCCGACGUAUCGUCCCUCGAGACCGCACUGCAUAUCCGUAGGGAUGAACUUCAUGAUAUGGAGACACGUGCUGAAGGUUUGGAGCGCCGCAUCUUGGAGGGUGUGAUGGAUCAUUCUCGAGUCCUUCUGAUGUCAAAGGCAACAAAGGGCCGUGACGCUAUGAGCCGGAAACGAGUCCGAGACCAAAAGCCAGGCCAGGAAAAUGGGUCGACUGAGAAGCAUGCACCCCCAGCCGUCAACUUGGCGCUCUCUGCGAAACGGAACCUGAAGCCGCCAACGCAAACGGGCGCCGCACGCCGCAUCUUGUCCCUUAGCCAGAUCACGAACAAUGUCCCGACCGGCGGUGUACAGCGCAGCCAAAGCGUUAGGACUGCUGGUGCCAAGGGCCACCGAAAGUCCAGCUGGGCGGGUGGCUUUUCCAAGGGCUAUGGGGAUCUCGAUAAGGAAAACAUGUCGCUGAAGGAGACCGAGGAGGAGAAUAUGCCGAGUCCCGUUCCGGCGCCCCGCGAGGAUCCGAUAGAUGUAGCGGAUUCUCUGACGGGUGAUGACGACCCGAGCGACACCGAGACUUUGCGCCGUAGCAGUCACGGCAGCCGAAUCAGCCGUGGUAGUCAUGGCACGACGGUCGUCACGGAGAGCACCGAGAACUAUACUGGUGACGGGGACUAUUCGGACUACUACGAUGACAACCAGAGCGACCUGCAGAGCGAUCUCCAGAGCGAGUGGACAGAUAGCGCCGUAAGCUCUAACAUGAGCUCCGAUCUUGGCUCGGACCUCAGCCAGGAGGCUCUCAACAAUGAGGUCGUGGCAUACGGGGAGACUGCUUGA